AUGACACCAGGGGAGAGACACCUGCAGACCCUAGAGUGGCGGUCUGUGAAUGGGGAGUGGGAUGCGUACACUUGUGCGUUAAACCUUGCACCAUCGGAGGAAAAUGAGGUUGAAAUGAAGUUUCACGCUCUUCGGAAUGCCAAAGCAAAGCGCGUGAGCCGUCUUCUGUCCAGGGCAGACAUGCGGAACUUGAAAGAGCGGUUUGAAUUCCCCUCGGCGCCACCCGAGCACCAGUUGUUUGCCUAUCCGCCGGGCAGUGGACAGCGUAGCAUGAGCAAAAGCAUUGCCAACCAUCGGACCUGUCAAUACCCGGACCCGCAAGGGCCCGUCACCAAUCUUUUUGUCGGGGAUCGCUACAUUCCGGCAAGCGGUGCUGCUGCUUCCGAGCAGUGGAACUCUGGGAGGAGGUUGUGCUGA
Amoebophrya sp. A25 is the source of this 417-nucleotide messenger RNA. Lineage: Eukaryota; Dinophyceae; Syndiniales; Amoebophryaceae. The record is from the annotation of a GenBank genome assembly.